CUAGCCACUCCUAUGGGGAACAAAUUUUCCUACCGUCUAGUGCUCCAAUCUUCAAGAUUUACUCUUUUGGUAUUCCAUAGAAUUUCUUCAGCUUUAGUUACCUUAGAGAGAAAAAAAAGGGAAAAUGGUGGUAGCUGGUGGCGUUGAAGUUUGUGAUGAUUCCAACUAUGACAGAAAAAGAGAACUGAAAGCAUUUGAUGACUCAAAAGCUGGUGUCAAAGGUCUUGUUGAUGCUGGGGUUACCAAGGUUCCUCGGAUGUUCAUCCGACCACCUGAUAACUUGAGAGAUGCUUCAGAUACCAAGAAAAUCCAAUUUAGUAUUCCGGUUAUUGAUCUAGAAGGCAUUGAAAACAAUCCAGUGCGGCGUAAGGAGAUCAUCGACGAAGUCAGACAUGCCUCAGAGACAUGGGGUUUCUUCCAGGUUGUCAAUCAUGGAAUCCCUUCAAGUAUUCUCGAGGAGAUGAAAGAUGGGGUUCACAGAUUUUUUGAGCAGGAUAUUGAGGUAAAGAAAGAAUUCUAUGCACGUGAUCGCGUUAGAAGGUACAGGUAUACUAGCAACUUCGAUUUGUACACAUCUCCAUUUGCGAAUUGGAGAGAUACCUGCUUUUGCGUAAUGGCUCCCGAUCCUCCCAAGCCAGAGGAGUUGCCUGCCGUAUUGAGAGAUAUUCAACUGGAAUACAGGAAGCAAGUCAUCAGAUUAGGAAGUUCUCUGUUUAAAUUGUUGUCUGAAGCUCUUGGACUAAAACCAAGUCACCUCGAGGAGAUGGGAUGUGCUGAGGGACUUUCAGCUCUGUGCCACUAUUAUCCACCGUGCCCUGAGCCUGAACUAACAUUAGGCACAAGCAAGCAUUCCGACAAUGACUUCCUAACGGUGCUUCUACAGGACCAAAUUGGAGGCUUGCAAGUGCUUCAUCAAGAUCAGUGGGUUGAUGUUCCUCCUGUGCCUGGUGCCUUAGUGGUCAAUAUUGGAGAUCUUCUACAGUCAAUUUGCAAGCAGAUGGAUUCAAGAAGUAGAAGUAUAUCGACCAGCAGUCUUUUCAUCUUUUUCAGUCUAUAGUGAUUUUUCUAGAAAACGGCAAGUUUAUUUGGUGAUGGUGAGACAUUGGAGGAGAUAUUUCAGCUAAAAAUCUGCUGUGUCGUUAGCUUUAAGUAAUGGGACACAUAGGAUCUAUCAAUGGUGCUGGCUUGCUGGCCAUGAGUCAUGAUCAACUAAUAGUUAAUGAAAGAGAGAUGGUUGGCACAUUGAAUGGUGUUCUAGAAUUAACCCAAAGAUAUUUCUAAAAUUAACCUACCAAGAACAGAACAGUCCAUUCGACUGCGCAUCAACAAGAUAAGAAAAUAUAGAGAGAGAAGAAUCAGCUUGCAGAUAACUUGGCGAAGGAGGGUGUAAAUAUACAGAGUGACCUCAUUAAUAUCCUUGACAGUGACGAGGAGAGCAUUGAAGGUUAGUGUGAAUCCUGGAAACAGAUUGGAUGUGGGCGAUCUCGGUGAUACGGCCGGAUUCUUUUGCUUCAAUAUUCUUCCAGGGAAAGUCCUUAUCCGUGUUACAUAUUGUUAAUGUCUGGUACUGGGUUUAGUUUUUAUGUACGAUGUGGGAUUCAUUUCUCCUUUUUUAUUUUUCUUAUCUGCUGGUAUGGAUAUUUGGUUGAAUGAUGUACAGAAAAAGAUUAAAAUUGA
This is a messenger RNA of Theobroma cacao (cacao), 1677 nucleotides long. Its product is annotated as 1-aminocyclopropane-1-carboxylate oxidase homolog 1-like. The record is from RefSeq and is a predicted model, not a curated record. Lineage: Eukaryota; Viridiplantae; Streptophyta; Magnoliopsida; Malvales; Malvaceae.